Messenger RNA from Tarenaya hassleriana, 1436 nucleotides. Its product is annotated as putative HVA22-like protein g. Bases 255 to 1187 code for a protein of 310 amino acids. The record is from RefSeq and is a predicted model, not a curated record. The transcript has 8 exons. Lineage: Eukaryota; Viridiplantae; Streptophyta; Magnoliopsida; Brassicales; Cleomaceae.
UUUCUGUUUUAACAUCUCUCCCUUAUUUUGUCCGUGUCCGCGCUCUCUCUCUCGCACUCGCCGCCGUGAACGUAACGGUCCUCGUCUUCGCAUUUCGCCGGAGAUUCCAUCUGUUCGCCGGUGAUUCACUCGAGAUUCCGGAAUCUGUCUCGCUGAAAUCUCUUUGGCAGUAUCUUGCUUCGCUCUCAUCACCCUCAUUUCGUCGAAGAACGAUUUUUUAUUUUCUAUCGGAUUGAAGAAAAGAGGUGUACAAAAUGAUUGGAUCUUUUCUAACAAGAGGACUUACUAUGGUUUUUGGAUACGCAUAUCCUGCUUAUGAGUGCUAUAAAACAGUUGAACAGAACAAGCCUGAGAUUCAACAGCUUCGGUUUUGGUGCCAAUAUUGGAUAUUGGUGGCUGUUUUGACGGUUUGCGAAAGAGUUGGCGAUGCUUUUGUCUCAUGGGUUCCGAUGUACAGCGAGGCCAAGUUGGCAUUUUUCAUAUAUCUUUGGUACCCGAAGACCAGAGGCACUACAUACAUCUAUGGUUCCUUCUUUAGGCCAUAUGUCGCGAAGCAUGAAAAUGAAAUUGAUCGCAACUUGAUUGAGUUGAGGACUAGAGCUGGUGAUAUGGUUGUGUUAUACUGUCAAAGAGCAGUGACUUUUGGACAGACGAGAUUCUUCGAGAUCCUGCAGUUUAUUGCAGAACAAUCAACACCCAAACCUCGGUCUCAGAAAAAACAACCAACACUACCGGCAUCAUCAGCACCGGAACCUCCUCAACAACAGGCUCCUAAAGCGAGCCAACCUCCUAAUAAUCCUCCUAUCCAUCUACCUUCCAAGAAAUCACAACCUCUGCUAUCCAAAGAGCCUCUAUCCCCGAAACCUACCUCAUCUCCCUGGCAGAAGCAACAACAAACCGAGAUCGUGGAAACAAAACCAAGCCCUUCACAAAACAAAGCCACUCCUCCACCCUCACCCUCACCCUCACUCUCAACUACCCCAAAAGUGAAAAAUGCUCCAUCACCCCCUGAGAAACCUGCUGAGUCUGCACCAACCGAGACUGAGGCAUCGCAGAUUGUAGCCGCGUCAUCGAAUUCUGCAGAUAAAAGAAGCGUUCUGCCGUCAUCCAAAGAGUCAAUCAUGGAAGAAACAAUCAGGGUUACGCGCGGGAGACUGAGGAAAGCCCGUUCAACUGGAACACGCUGAAAGAAAAGUGUUGAAUCUGCCAUUUUCAGACAUGGAUGGUGGAAACUGCAUACGUAUCGGCAAUAAGGGGAAGGUAUGUUUUAGGUGCUUCAAGACUUUUAGGUUUGUUAUAUUUGACUGUACAAUACUUGAAGUGAACCAAACUCUUAUGAACCGGUUUGAUCAGUGCUAGUCUCCCAACCGGUUUUCGGUUUAAUACUCUUCAAUUGAAGAGAGAAGCUUAACCGGUCCGAUCCGACCUUUCCAUCA